Molecule: messenger RNA, 3038 nt
Organism: Coffea arabica (coffee)
Lineage: Eukaryota; Viridiplantae; Streptophyta; Magnoliopsida; Gentianales; Rubiaceae
Source: RefSeq, a predicted model, not a curated record
AAAUUUCAACUGUCAGUAACGCCGCUGCUUGAAAAACCGGGUGUACAAUAGCAGCGUAACUCGGCAUCGGCAUAGAUGAAAAGGUAUAUAACAAAUCCGCCCUUCUCCGAUUCAAUACUGAAAACAGUCCUCUUCUCUUCACGCCAUUUCGCCAGCUCCGCCGCCACUGCCCCCUUAGACUUAGAAGACGACAUCGGAGGAUUCACCGGAGCAUCUUUUGGCGGGAUAAUCCAAGACAAAGACCUUCUCAGGAAGACCCCCAAUGGUCUCUACGUGCUGGGCCUCAUCGAUAAUGGUGCGAUGGACCCAAACGCCACUCUCUACAACCAACUCCUUAAACGCUGUACCCAGCUGGGGAGGCUGAAGGAAGGAAGGCUCGUCCAUGCCCAUGUCCUGAAUUCCAGUUAUCGUAACUAUGUUGCUGUGCAAAACUCGAUAAUUAAUAUGUAUGCCAAAUGUGGGUCGCCAGUUGAGGCGCGCAAGGUGUUUGAUGAAAUGGCUGAGAGGGAUAUGGUUUCUUGGACUGCCGUGAUUACUGGGUUUUCGCAGAACGAUAGAGCCCAGGAAGCGUUGGGUUUGUUUGUGGAGAUGUUGAGGGAUGGAUUCGUGCCGAAUCAAUUUACUUUGGGGAGUGUGUUGAAGGCGGCGACUGCUGUUGGGGAGAUGGAGGGCAGGCAAAUUCAUGCGGUUUGCUUAAAAAGCGGUCAUGGUGAUGAUGUGUAUGUUGGGAGUGCUCUUGUUGAUAUGUACGCGAAGUGUGGCCAAAUGGAAGAGGCAAAAGUGGUGUUUGACGGGUUGAUGAGCAAGAAUGAGGUUUGUUGGAAUGCUUUGAUUGCAGGCCACGCUAGGAAGAGUGAGGCUGCGAUUGCAGUGAGGCUGUUUUCGGAGAUGAAAAAGGCAGGUUUUGAGGCCACGCAUUUCACGUAUUCUAGUGUUUUUGCAGCUUGUGCAAGUAUUGGAGCUUUGGAGCAGGGAAAAUGGGUACACGGGCAUUUGGUGAAAUCGGGGUUAAAGCUUAUAGCUUUUGUUGGGAAUACUCUUCUUGACAUGUAUGGGAAGGCCGGUAGCAUCGAGGAUGCUCACAAGGUUUUUGAUAGGCUGGUGAAACGCGAUGUGGUUUCAUGGAACUCAAUGCUUACUGCUUGUGCGCAACAUGGACUUGGAAGGGAAACUGUAGAAUGCUUUGAGGAAAUGCGUAGCAGGGGAAUUUUACCCAAUGAAGUAACCUUCCUCUGUGUUCUAACUGCUUGCAGCCAUUCUGGGCUUUUAGAGGAAGGACUAUACUACUUUGAAUUGAUGAAGAAAUUGAAAUUAGAACCGGAUAUCUCACAUUACGUGACAAUGGUUGAUUUGCUUGGUCGUGCCGGUCAACUUGGCCAUGCUGAAAAGUUCAUAAAGGAAAUGCCAAUCAAACCCACAGCAGCAAUCUGGAAAGCGCUGCUUGGAGCUUGCAGAAUGCAUAAGAACAUAGAUUUAGGUGCUUAUGCUGCAGAGCAGGUUUUUGAACUUGAUCCAUAUGAUUCUGGACCUCACAUAUUGCUGUCUAACAUCUAUGCCUCUGCUGGUAGAUUGAGGGAUGCUGCAAAUGUGAGAAAAAUGAUGAAUGACAGUGGCGUAAAAAAGGAACCUGCAUGUAGUUGGUUAGAGAUUGAGAAUAAUGUCCAUAUGUUUGUGGCAAAUGAUGAUUCCCACCCACAGAGAAAUGAGGUUCGUAGGAUGUGGGAGAAGAUUGCUGAUAAAAUUAGAGAAAUUGGGUAUGUCCCGGACACUAGUCAUGUGCUUUGGUACGUGGACCAACAGGAGAGGGAAGUGAGGUUGCAGUGCCAUAGUGAAAAGCUUGCUCUAGCAUUUGCUCUCCUCAAUACACCUCAUGGGUCCACAAUUCGCAUCAAGAAAAACAUUAGAGUAUGUGGUGAUUGCCAUACAGCAUUCAAGUUUGUCUCACAGCUGGUGGGCAGAGAAAUCAUUUUGAGAGAUACUAACCGAUUUCAUCAUUUUCGUGGUGGCUCUUGUUCUUGUGGAGACUACUGGUAAUGGUUGAGUUGAUGCCUGGCAUUCCACAGAUUAUUCAGUCAGGAAGAGUUCAUCACGAUUAAGCUGGGAACUGAGGUCUUAAUGGAGCAAAACAGCAAUUCAUUCCACAUUUCCACCUUCAUCUUGUAUGAGUUAUUAGAUUUCUUAAGAUUUGUUGACACAUAAUCCAAGUGAAUAUAGCAAUGCUUGAAACACACAGAGGUGUUUCUUAUACUUUUGUGGGAUUAGAUCUUCAUUCGCUCUGCUAAAUAAUUUUAGUUGCAACAGCAACAAAGGACAUUUUUGUUUAGGCGAAGUGCGACUACUUGGUCCAGAGGAUUGAGCAGUUCAUUCCACAUUUCCACCUGCAUCUCAUAUGAGUUAUUAGAUUUCUUAAGAUUUGUUGACGCAUUAUCCAAGUCAGUGUAGCAAUGCUUGAAACACAACAGAGGUGUUUCUUAUACUUUUGUGGGAUUAGAUCUUCAUUUGCUCAGAUACGCAAAUCUAGUUGCUAUAGCAACCAAGGACCUUUUGUGUUUAGGCGAAGUGUGAAUUCUUGGUCCAGACUCCAGAGGAUUGUAACUCAAGAUAAUGACAAAGAGAGCACACAAUGAUGGACAUGAUCAAGCAAUCCAAAACCCUUCAGAAUUAUGUAUGAUGAACAAGAAGGAUCAUUACCCUAAGACAUUGAACCUGAUGAAAAGUGCUGCUAGCAGCUUUCAUGGAGACGGUGUUGGUGCACCUUUAUCCUUAAAACCCAACAGCCUCUGCAGACUGCAGUUUUCUUGCUUUAUGCACCAGGAGGUUUGUCAAUCGAAUGGAGAAGAUGAGAGACAGAGAUACAUGUAGACCUUAUUUUUGAAAGUUCCCCUGUAUGCCAAUCCUUUAUAAAAAGUAGCAACCCACUUUGCGUUGUACGUGUAUUAUUUGUUCAUCAUCGUUAGUUCCUAUACUGAAAUCAAAUUAUUACGGGACCUGUCAAAUGACUAGUUAAGAAGUUGAAUGGUUUUACUGGUGUAUUUGCA